Messenger RNA from Aspergillus clavatus NRRL 1, 2010 nucleotides. RefSeq names its product THO complex subunit THO1/HPR1. Gene Ontology annotation, cellular component: THO complex part of transcription export complex. The transcript has 7 exons. Lineage: Eukaryota; Fungi; Ascomycota; Eurotiomycetes; Eurotiales; Aspergillaceae. Gene Ontology annotation, biological process: mRNA export from nucleus; regulation of DNA-templated transcription elongation. Bases 1 to 2010 code for a protein of 669 amino acids. The record is from RefSeq and is a predicted model, not a curated record.
AUGGCAGUUGCAGAAUUAGAGGCGAUGCGCGUCUACAGGGGAUUGGUCAACAAUCUCCUGGAACGAGCAGCGCAGGUCAAAGAAGAUGGACAAAUUAAGCCUCCAUUGACAGAAGCUCACCUUGGUGAAUCGAUUUGGUCAACCCAAGGAGAAGACAAGCAAGAGGUGGAACAGGUGAGCCAACAGACACAAUUUGCAGCAGUUGAACUUGCCUUCAGGGAAAAAUUCUACAGUCUUCUGGCGAUUACUUCAAUUGACGAACCGUCUUUCAUACAAAUAUGGAAUCUACUUGAUAUUAUUUCCAUUUUCUCGGAUAAUGAGCAAUGUGAGCCUGGCCUGAUUUUCUGGCUCAUUGAGGAGAUGCUCGAUAGUCAAACCAUAGAUGGCUGCCGGAAAGUCUUUGAUUACUUGGAAUCUCGACGUGAGCGGAACACGAAGAAACACUUCAAGCAGAAGAGUUUGAUCAUCCUAAGGUCCUGCAAUGAAUUGCUUCGAAGGCUAUCUCGGGCGGAAGAUACGGUUUUUUGCGGCCGUGUCUUUAUAUUCCUCUUCCAGAGUUUCCCACUUGGAGACAAAAGCGCCGUCAAUCUCCGCGGUGAAUACCACACUGAGAAUGUGACUACAUUCGACGAAACUGUGCAGUCAAAUACCCAGGGCAAUGACGAUAUGGAUGUGGAGAUGUCCGAUGGAAAGCCAGCAUUAGCGGCGCCUGAAGGCCAGGGUGCUGAUAGGGAAAGUCAACCGCCGUCAUCAGGUCGGGAUUCCCAGACACCCGCGCCCGACCAAGCCAAGAUUCCGAAACUUGUGGUCUCAGGGAAUGAAGACAAGUCUACGGAUAAGGACGUAGAUCUAAGCACAUUGUAUCCCAUGUUCUGGGGGCUGCAGGCUUACUUCUCUGCCCCAACGAAAGUAUUCGACCCGCAACACUUCGCAUCGUUCAAGAAAGGCCUCGAGAAUACAUUGACUGUUUUCAAAACCAUCCGAACAGACCUCGAGAGUCAGAGUGCCAGCCGGACUGCGGAGGAAAUCCGGAAAUCCAACAAGCGGAAACGGACAACGGAUGGUCAAGAAAUUGCCAGCAGUUUCAACCCCAAAUAUCUGACAAGUCGGGAUCUAUUCGACCUCGAAGUCAACGACACAGCUUUCAGAAGACAUGUCCUUGUACAGGCUUUGAUCCUUCUGGAUUUCAUGCUUUCGCUUACUCCCAAAGCAAAAGCGAAAUUGGCUGAUUUGACUAACAAAUCCGUACUCUAUGGCUUUGUCCUGAGUGAAGAAGAUGCCAAAUGGGCAAGCAGGAUGAGAAAAGUGAUUGAAGAAUACCUUCAGGAGGGGGCAGGAGGCAAAUUCUACUAUCGCAUGGUGGAUACCGUUCUUUCAAGGGACAAGAAUUGGGUACGCUGGAAAGCAGAGGGUUGUCCGCUCAUUGAGAAGCCUGCAGUUUCGGUAACCGAAUAUCUCGGGGCGCGCGAGAAUGCAACAAAGACAUACGCAAAUAAGCGCCUUCGCCCUUCUCCCAUGGGCUCGUUGAAUCUCAAUUUUCUGACAGAAGCAGAAUCAUCGGUCAGUCUGGAAAGGCUCAAGGAACAGGAAAGAUACACUGUCCCCGCCGCUGACUCAUUCAUGAUGGGGCUCAUGGACGAUGAGCUGGAUAUAGACACUGCCCAGACAAAAGAAGACAGGGAAAUGGCGAUGCGAGCCAAGGCCAGCAAGACCUGGCGCAUUCUACGACUUUCCGCCAAAGGCAAACUUGCAGCGUUUGACAAAAUCGACGAUGGCAAGAAUUUGAAAGUUCUUUUUGAAACUCCUCCACCGCUUGAAGGCACAUCCCAGGCCAACGAGCCAUCUUCGCAGGCUUCAGAGGUACCAGGAAAGCCAUCUGAUGAACCCGAAGCUACCAUACAAGAGCAAGAUGAUGGAACCGCCGAGAAGGAUGCCGCGACCACGACCGAGCCUAGUUCUGGGAGUGAGAGUAAUGAAGGGGUAGCUCUGGUGGGUAUGCCGGCGACCUGA